GGCGUGCUGACGUCGUGGUGCGUGCGCGCGUUCCGUCGGCCUUCCCUCUCUGCUCGGCUUCCUCUCGGGGCUCCGCGGCCUCCUCGUCGUCCUCCUCGUCCUCGCCCUCCCCUUGGGACCCUCGGGAGCCGAGAUGGCGAACGUGGCCGACACCAAGCUCUACGACAUCCUCGGGGUGCCGCCGGGGGCCUCCGACAACGAGCUCAAGAAGGCAUACCGAAAGCUUGCCAAGGAAUACCACCCGGAUAAGAACCCAAAUGCAGGUGACAAGUUCAAAGAAAUAAGCUUUGCCUAUGAAGUUCUCUCAAACCCUGAGAAACGUGAAUUGUAUGACCGAUAUGGAGAGCAAGGCCUCCGAGAAGGCAGUGGUGGAAGCGGAGGAAUGGACGAUAUUUUCUCCCACAUAUUUGGUGGAGGGCUGUUCAGUUUCAUGGGUAAUCAGAGUAGAAGUCGGAAUGGAAGGAGACGAGGAGAAGAUAUGAUGCAUCCACUUAAAGUUUCUUUAGAAGAUCUAUACAAUGGAAAGACAACCAAACUACAACUUAGCAAGAAUGUCCUUUGUAGCGCGUGUAAUGGCCAAGGGGGUAAAUCUGGAGCAGUUCAGAAGUGUGCCGCUUGCCGGGGGAGAGGUGUGCGCAUUAUGAUCAGACAGCUGGCUCCUGGGAUGGUGCAGCAGAUGCAGUCUGUCUGUUCUGACUGCAAUGGAGAAGGGGAAGUAAUUAAUGAAAAAGAUCGCUGUAAAAAAUGUGAAGGGAAGAAGGUUAUAAAAGAAGUAAAAAUCCUUGAAGUUCAUGUAGACAAAGGCAUGAAGCAUGGGCAGAGAAUCACCUUCACCGGAGAAGCCGAUCAAGCCCCAGGUGUGGAGCCAGGGGACAUUGUUCUCCUGCUUCAAGAAAAGGAGAAUGAGGUGUUCCAGAGAGAUGGAAAUGACUUGCACAUGACACACAAGAUUGGACUUGUUGAAGCCCUGUGUGGCUUUCAGUUCACAUUUAAGCACCUUGAUGGACGUCAGAUUGUGGUGAAAUAUCCCCCAGGAAAAGUCAUUGAACCAGGCAGUGUCCGUGUUGUACGAGCCGAAGGAAUGCCUCAAUACCGCAAUCCCUUUGAAAAGGGAGACCUUUAUAUAAAGUUUGAUGUGCAAUUUCCUGAAAAUAACUGGAUUAGCCCAGAAAAGCUUACAGAACUUGAAGACCUGCUUCCCGCCAGACCAGACGUCCCCAACAUCAUCAGCGAAGCGGAGGAGGUGGACCUGCAGGAGUUUGACUCCACACGCGGCUCGACCGGCGGCCAGCGGCGUGAGGCCUACAACGACAGCUCCGACGAGGAGAGCGGCCACCAUGGACCUGGGGUGCAAUGCGCCCAUCAGUAAAAGCCAGGUCUGGGGUCUGCCGGGGAGGGGGAAGUUACACAUGGAUUUUUCUCUUCAAAUUUCUGCCUGACUUGUUUUUGAGCAACAAUCCGGUUGGGCGGUACAAACGACCCACACACAUUUGAGCCCAAUGGACAUUCGUUGCUGUAUGUGUAACUUUUUAAAAAUUGGUCCUUAAGUAUAUACAGAGUGCAUAAUUUAAAACUAACACACACAAAAAAGGCUUACAUCUUCAUUUUUUUCUUUUGGACUGACUCUUCUGUAGCAGAAUAAAGGCACUUCAAAGAAAGGUGAGACUCUCCUUUUUCACCCGGGUUAAGUUUCAGUCCUUGUACUUGUGCUUGAUUUUUACCAGUUUUUUGUGUAGAUUUUAAGUUCUCUAUUUUAAAAUUCAAAAUUCUACAUUGUAAAAGUUUUGUGUAAAAACUUGUCCCAAGGCUUGGUAUUUGGCUGCACCUGCAUAAGCUGCUACAAAUAGAAAAUAAAGAAAUUUAAAUAGCCUGUAUCUAUCACUUUUAGAUGCAUGGUAAGUAAAUGGGCUUGGCACAAGAAUGGGAUAGAACUGAUGGGGAAACAUGAAACAUUAAAGGGGGAAAAACCUGGAAGUGGUUGUAAAAGUUUUUUACCAUCUUGUGAAAGGUUACGGAAACUCAAUAAAAACUGUUGGUGUAUAAUGAUA
Messenger RNA from Anolis carolinensis (green anole), 2048 nucleotides. RefSeq names its product DnaJ heat shock protein family (Hsp40) member A2 (gene dnaja2). The record is from RefSeq and is a predicted model, not a curated record. The transcript has 9 exons. Gene Ontology annotation, molecular function: ATP binding; Hsp70 protein binding. Gene Ontology annotation, biological process: response to heat; protein refolding. Gene Ontology annotation, cellular component: cytoplasm; cytosol. Bases 134 to 1369 code for a protein of 411 amino acids. NCBI's taxonomy places the organism in Eukaryota, Metazoa, Chordata, Lepidosauria, Squamata, Anolidae.